AUGACCUUCCUCAUUUUCUAUAUCCGUCUAUCGCCCAACCGCACAUUCCGGAUCACGUGCUUUGCAACCAUGGGCCUCAAUACGUUAUUCAUGAUUAUCAACUGGCUCUUGGCCCUGCUUCAAUGCGCACCACUGGACGCGUACUUCCACCCACAGGCUCACCCCGACGCCAAGUGCAUCAACAAGGGCGUGCUCUUGCUGGGUCCAUCAAUACUGAACAUCAUCACAGAUGUCAUAAUCCUCGUCCUCCCCAUCCGCACAGUCUGGAAUCUGAACAUGUCCCGUCGGAAGAAGAUCGCAGUCACCGGCGUCCUGGGCUUUGGGGCGUCUUCGGUGGUCGUGGCCGCGUGCCGGUUCAUCGUCCUCGCAGAGCUGGGCUCCACCGAGGACCCCUCUUUCGUCCUGGGCAACAUGGUGAUCGUGGCGGCGUUCGAGAUCCAGCUCGCAAUACUGGCAGUGAACCUGCCCGCUAUGAAGGCGCUGUACUCGGGGAUGACGGGCGGCUCCAGCAAUGACCAGUCUGAGCCGAUCAGCGGCAGCGCUGGAUACAAGCUCUCAUCCAUGGACGCGAGGGGGAAGAAGCUGCGGUCUGCCGCGUCUCGGAAGGGCACGGCUGGGCCUGUCGUGGACGUGAGCAUCACUCGGCACAUGGCUAGCGAGUCGGAAGAAGAGCUCUGGCAGCGGGAACACCAGGGGAGGGUUCAGGUCACCAAGACUGUUGAAUUGGUAACGUCUUCUCAGAGUGACACGGAUUCUGAUGUUCUUCGCCAAGGUCGUGUAGAUAAUCGUUACUCCGAGAACUGGGCCUAA
This is a messenger RNA of Diaporthe batatas, 810 nucleotides long. RefSeq lists its product as uncharacterized. The record is from RefSeq and is a predicted model, not a curated record. The transcript has 2 exons. Bases 1 to 810 code for a protein of 269 amino acids. NCBI's taxonomy places the organism in Eukaryota, Fungi, Ascomycota, Sordariomycetes, Diaporthales, Diaporthaceae.